AUGAAGGAAACUGAAACUAUAAAGAUUACUCCGAUAGACUUCUCAAUAUUGCAAAUAAUGAGACUUAUAGGGUCAGAUUUUGCUGACUCAAGAAUUGUUGAAAAAAUUCUUGUAAUAGUGCCAGAAAAAUAUGAAGCAACUAUUAUUGCCUUGGAGAAUACCAAGGAUUUGUCAAAAAUUCCCUUGGUAGAAUUGCUUAAUGCAUCGAAAGCACAAGAACAAAGAAGACCGGUGAGGGAGGACAUAAAAAUCGAAGGAGCUUUACCAGCCAAGCAACAAAAAUUCGAUGGAAUUGGAUCAAGUUCAACACCAACAAAUGCAAAAGGAGAGAAUGAAAACUGA
Molecule: messenger RNA, 342 nt
Organism: Cajanus cajan (pigeon pea)
Lineage: Eukaryota; Viridiplantae; Streptophyta; Magnoliopsida; Fabales; Fabaceae
Source: RefSeq, a predicted model, not a curated record